GCGGGCGACAGCGGCGCCAGCAGCUGGGGUGGCGGAGCCGGACAUGGCGGCGCGGCCUGGCCCGCGGGAAGAUGAAUAAAGGCUGGCUGGAGCUGGAGAGCGACCCCGGUCUCUUCACUCUCCUGGUUGAAGAUUUUGGGGUCAAGGGAGUGCAAGUUGAAGAGAUUUAUGAUCUGCAGAGCAAGUGCCAAGGCCCUGUGUAUGGGUUCAUCUUCCUGUUCAAGUGGAUUGAGGAGCGCAGGUCGCGCCGGAAGGUCUCUACGCUGGUGGAUGAGACGUCGGUGAUUGAUGAUGACAUCGUUAAUAACAUGUUCUUUGCUCACCAGCUGAUCCCCAAUUCCUGUGCAACCCAUGCCCUACUGAGCGUCCUCCUGAACUGCAACAAUGUUGACCUGGGGCCCACACUGAGCCGCAUGAAGGAUUUCACCAAAGGAUUCAGCCCAGAGAGUAAAGGCUAUGCCAUCGGCAAUGCCCCAGAGCUGGCCAAGGCCCACAACAGCCAUGCCAGGCCAGAGCCGCGACACUUGCCGGAAAAGCAGAACGGUAUCAGCGCUGUGCGAACCAUGGAGGCUUUCCACUUUGUCAGUUAUGUGCCCAUCAAGGGACGCCUGUUUGAGCUUGAUGGGCUGAAGGUCUAUCCUAUUGACCACGGGCCGUGGGCUGAUGACGAGGAAUGGACAGACAAAGCCAGGAGAGUAAUCAUGGAACGCAUCGGCCUGGCCACUGCAGGGGAGCCAUACCAUGACAUCCGCUUCAACCUGAUGGCAGUGGUGCCUGAUCGGAGGAUGAAGUACGAGUCCAAACUGCACAUCCUGAAGAUGAACCGCCAGACUGUGCUGGAGGCCCUGCAGCAGCUUAUCCGAGUAACUCAGCCUGAGCUGAUCCAGACCCAGAAGUCUCAGGACUCUCAGCCUCCUGAAGAGUCAAAGCCAGCCAGCAGCAAGACUGUGCCUCAAGAAAGUACCCAUCCAGAGGGCAGUGAUGAGCCUGCCAGCCAGAGCCACUCUGUGGCUACGCAGAGCCCUCCCAACAAAUCCAAACCGGUGGCAAAGACAUCAGCAAGCACUAUUAACGGAGCACCUCCAGCCAACCCCAACCCCAUUGUGCAGAGGUUGCCAGCCUUCCUGGAUAAUCACAACUAUGCCAAGUCUCCCAUGCAGGAGGAGGAAGACCUUGCGGCAGGAGUGGGUCGCAGCCGGGUCCCGGUCCGUCAGCACCAGCAGUACUCAGAUGAUGAGGAUGACUACGAUGAUGAUGAGGAGGAAGAAGUUCGUAACACCAACUCAGCCAUCAGGUACAAGAGGAAAGGGCAGGUAAAGCAGGAGCACGUGGCAGGGCCUGCGGAAGGCCAGCUCUCUGUCCUCCAGCCCAACACCAUCAACGUCCUGGCUGAGAAGCUGAAGGAGUCUCAAAAGGACCUUUCCAUGCCCCUGUCCAUCAAGACGAGUGGCGGGGGUGCUGCUGUGGCAGUUGUCACCCACUCCCAGCCCUCGCCCACCCCCAGCAAUGAGAGCACCGACACCGCCUCCGAGAUCGGCAGCGCCUUCAACUCACCGCUGCGCUCUCCCAUCCGCUCGGCUAACCCCACCCGCCCCUCCAGCCCCGUCACCUCCCACAUCUCCAAGGUGCUCUUCGGGGAGGAGGACGGGCUGCUGCGCGUUGACUGCAUGCGCUACAACCGCGCCGUCAGGGACCUGGGGCCUGUCAUCAGCACCGGCCUGCUGCACUUGACGGAGGAUGGUGUGUUCUGCCCGCUGGCUGUUGCAGACGGGGGGAAAAGCUCCCCGGCUUCCAUCAAAACCAGUGACGAGGCCCCGGUAGCAGUCAAACUGGACGAGAAGGAGGGCAGUGAGGCCAGUGACAGCAAAGAGAAGGUGGGACUUGGCAGGACCAGUGAUCACCCUGGGGGGGAAAAGUAUUCUCCCAAGGAGCUGCUGGCACUGCUCAAGUGUGUGGAGGCAGAGAUUGCGAACUAUGAGGCCUGCCUGAAGGAAGAGGUGGAAAAGAGGAAGAAGUUCAAGAUCGAUGAUCAGAGGAGAACUCACAACUAUGAUGAGUUCAUCUGUACCUUCAUCUCCAUGCUGGCCCAGGAAGGCAUGCUGGCAAGCCUGGUGGAGCAGAACAUCUCGGUCCGCAGGCGCCAGGGGGUCAGCAUUGGCCGCCUGCACAAGCAGAGGAAGCCGGACCGCCGGAAACGCUCCCGCCCCUAUAAAGCCAAGCGACAGUAGCCUGCGAGUCAAGACACUGAGACGCAGCAGCUGGGCUUGGUGGCUUUGGGCAGUGGCACUUGGAUUUGUGUUACCCUUUGCCCAAGGAAGAGGGACCACAGCAACAAAGCCCUUGGCCGAGGUGGACAAAGACAUUGGGCUUUCCUCUGAGCCCAAGCUGUUAAAGGCAGGAACUUGUCCUGAGGAGUCCCUGCAGCUUCAGCAGGAGGCAAACAAGAGUGCUCAGCUGCUGCACUGUGCCACGGCAGCACCCAGAGGCCUUGAGCCUGUGUCCUGGCGUGUGGCUGAGGACUAUAGCAGGAGGGAACAGCUGGCCUGGCUGGUGGCAGGUCUGGCACUGUGGGACUGCCAGCCAUGCCAAUGCGAGGUUGUGCCAGCCACAGCUGGCUGUGGCUUGUGUCCUACUGCAGCCAGGCCUUCGGCGCUACGCUUCCCCAGGACCUUCCUGUCUAUGUUUUCUAUCCCUCUCCCACCCCCAACCUAUUUUGGGUUCUGGCCCACGACUGAGAUGGCUCCUGGAAAGAGCCUGUUCUGUGCCCACCCCCUUGCAGUGCCCAGUUCCCAGAGCUGGCCAGGUGUGUCCUGCCUUGCCCUGCUCUGGAGGUGGUAGCACCUGGUGCCAGCACAGCCAGGCUCCCUGCUGGGCUGUGGCAAGGCGAGGAUGGGUAAACUUAUCCCUGGAGCUCUGGGCCUUGCAUCCUUCCAUGGUGGUGCUAGGGGGUGGUGAGUGGUUCUGCUGCCACAGCUGCUCUCCUAGGGACCAGCUCUGUGGCCCUGGCAGUGCCUGUGGGUCACAUGGUGCUGCUCCAAGCCCAGUCUCCAGAGAAACCUUGUGAAUUACGAGCAGACCAAGUUCAUAGGGUGGCCUUGGUGCUGCUGGGCACAGCACCGGGCUGGAUGUGGAGUCAUAGUGCCCUUGGUGAAGCCUUUCAACAUGGGGAGAGGCAACAAGAGUUGCUCUAAUAUCAAGGUGAGAUGGUGUUGGCCAGAGCAGUGGAGAGAGCCCAAAGCUGCUCCUACUGCCUCAGUGGCUACUUACCCAGAGUUUGCUGGUGUGGGCAGUGGCAGACUUCCCUGCUGCAGCACGUGGGCUGGGCCUGCCUCUUGCCUGCCAGCACUCCUGUGUGUGGUCUUCUCCUGCCUGUCCCCAGCAGCCUGGAAGAAAUCUCAGAAGCCAGAGGUCAGCAUCUCUCAAUCUCCAGCAGCUUUCUGAGGCAUUGCUGGGCCACAGGAGAGGACUGAAUUUUGCAGAUGUGCAACCUUGUACAGAUCUCGACUAUGGAAUGAAACUGAUGUUUUGGUAUUUGUUGAAGGAAAGAAAAUCCUUCUGUCCCUU
Pogoniulus pusillus (Red-fronted tinkerbird) is the source of this 3564-nucleotide messenger RNA. RefSeq names its product BRCA1 associated protein 1 (gene BAP1). Gene Ontology annotation, molecular function: cysteine-type deubiquitinase activity. The transcript has 17 exons. Gene Ontology annotation, cellular component: cytoplasm. Gene Ontology annotation, biological process: protein deubiquitination; ubiquitin-dependent protein catabolic process. Lineage: Eukaryota; Metazoa; Chordata; Aves; Piciformes; Lybiidae. The coding region runs from base 72 to 2228 and encodes 718 amino acids. The record is from RefSeq and is a predicted model, not a curated record.